Molecule: messenger RNA, 544 nt
Organism: Owenia fusiformis
Lineage: Eukaryota; Metazoa; Annelida; Polychaeta; Sabellida; Oweniidae
Source: the annotation of a GenBank genome assembly
AUGAUAAGCUUAAUUUUAUUGAGUCUUGUAAGUGGAGUGGCAGCCUUCCCAUCUGGUCCCCCUAUAGAAGCAUGUGAAGACUUGAGACCAUUGCAUGGCGGUUCAGAAUCACAACCCGGAUCACCUUUUACAAUUAAUGUCAAUGUUCCAACCUAUUCACCAGGACAGCAAGUGCAAGUUACCAUUUCUAGUUCAGAUGGUCAGAGAUUUAAAGGAUUCAUGAUCCAGGCACGUGAUGAGGCAAGCACAGUGGUAGGGACAUGGACCAACCUCCCCACUUUGACCAAACACAUGGCAUGUAGCUAUGACAACAGCACGGUGUCACACUCAGACAGACUGAAUGCGGCGCAGGUGUCUUUGAACUGGCAGGCCCCAGACCAGAGUGUUGGAAAUGUAGUGUUUGUGGCCACCUUUGUGAGAAACUACCAACAUCCUGAUCCAACAACAAGCCUAUACUGGACUGGAAUUAGAUCUGCUACCUUGACACCUGCAUAAAUUCUGUAGACUGAGAAUAAAUUCUGUAGACUGAGAAUAAAUUCUGUAG